Messenger RNA from Macadamia integrifolia, 1239 nucleotides. RefSeq names its product G-type lectin S-receptor-like serine/threonine-protein kinase LECRK3. The coding region runs from base 1 to 1239 and encodes 412 amino acids. The record is from RefSeq and is a predicted model, not a curated record. NCBI's taxonomy places the organism in Eukaryota, Viridiplantae, Streptophyta, Magnoliopsida, Proteales, Proteaceae. The transcript is spliced from 3 exons. Gene Ontology annotation, molecular function: protein kinase activity; ATP binding. Gene Ontology annotation, biological process: protein phosphorylation.
AUGGCAACUUCGUACUUCAAACUGACGUAUACUAACUACUCACCGGGAAGGUUUCAGCUCCGAUUGCUCCAAGAUGGAUCGCUCGUGCUUAAUGCUGUCUCUUUGCCGGCUUACUUUCCUUACAACCCCUACCAAAUUAUUGGGGUCGCUAAUUCCCCUGAUAAUCGUUCAAGUUUGGUCUUCAAUGAAUCAGGCCAUCUUUAUGUAGAGAGCAGCAAUGGAAGCACUGUGGAUCUCUCACCACAGGACAUACUCCCAAUUGCUGAUUUCUAUCACAGGGCAACCCUUGAUGUUCAUGGAGCAUUUUUUCUGUUUGCUCAUCCAAGGCCUUCUCGUGGUGGUAGUGGAGACUGGUCCACUCAGAAAUCAUUUCCUGAUGAUGUCUGUGACAUUACUGGGGACCUAGGCGGCGGUGCUUGUGGGUAUAACAGCUACUGUGGAGUUGCUAAUGGGAUGCCCAUCUGUAAAUGCCCGCCUGAAUACAUCCCAAAUGACCCAAAAAACAUUCUAAGUGGCUGCAAACCAAAAAUCACCCUUUUAUGUGACGAAGUUGUAAUUUAUAAUUCCGCAUCGCAAUGCUGGAAGAAAAGGCUUCCAGUUUCCAAUGGGAAGGCUCUGUUCAAAGUAAGGCGUCCAACCUCUCCAAAUGCAACUUCUUCAACCACGAAGAAGAAAGAUCAAACAACAGCUAUCCUGGUUGGAUCAUUGGGUGGUUCUGUAUUUAUCAACUUCUUAUUGUUAGCUGCAACUUGUCUCAGUGCAUUCUCUGCGUACCAAAAAAGACCGAAAAGUAAUACGCAAGGUUCAAGCAUUUCGGAGACUAAUCUACGUUCCUUUACAUACAAAGAACUCGAAGAAGCAGCAAAUGGGUUCAAGGAAGAAUUAGGAAGGGGUGCUUUUGGCAUUGUUUACAAAGGUAUCUUCCCAAUAGGCUCUGGAAAUCUGGUUGCAGUCAAGAGGCUAGACAAGGUGGUUCAAGAAGGUGAGAAGGAAUUCAAAACAGAGGUAAUUGUGAUCGGCCAGACACACCAUAAGAAUUUAGUUCGAUUGUUUGGAUUUUGUGAGGAAGGGCCACACAGGAUUUUGGUAUACGAGUUCAUGAGCAAUGGCUGGCAAGCUUUCAGUUUGGACUCUCAAGGCCUCAUUGGGACGAAAGAACCCAGAUUGCAAUUGGGAUCACAAGGGGGCUUGCAUAUUUACACGAAGAAUGCAGCACCGAUUCUUGAGCUCAAUUUAUAA